Molecule: messenger RNA, 329 nt
Organism: Anopheles coluzzii
Lineage: Eukaryota; Metazoa; Arthropoda; Insecta; Diptera; Culicidae
Exons: 1
Coding region: 1-186 (61 amino acids)
Source: RefSeq, a predicted model, not a curated record
AUGCCGCACAAGAAGCUGAAGGGCGGCCACAUGGCCAUCAUCGAGAACUGGUACCACCAGAUACCGGCCUUUACCGACGUGUUUACCGAGGAGAGCUUCUACAUGUUUGCCGUCUGCUUCGUGCUGGCCACCAUUGCCGUCGUGUUGGUGCUGUCCCGGUUUAUCACGCUGAAGCCGGUCGAUUAGUCGAUUGUUUUCUAAGUUUGUAAUGAAGACAUAAAGUGUAAGGUGAUGACUGAAGAGGCGGAGCGACGGAAGGAAAAAACGAUGUAAGUAGAGAUAGUAGCAAUGAUAAAGGCACCCGGCUCGAAAAAGCUGGAAAAAAUGGA